CUGAGUGUGGCGCGAGAGCUGGUUAGGUCCUCAGCACUCUGGACAGCGCCUGACUUCUGCUGCUCCGCUGCUGAGAGAGAGUGUGCUUAUACUCAAACAGGCUGCCAUAAAAUACCAGUCAGGAAAAACAUGAAUGGAACCGAUAUAUUUCACUACACUUGAUUUACAGCGGUUUCCCCCCCAUCUCGCGAUUUUCAGUUGACUUAAUAACCUCCUGUGACGCGCGGCUCAUUUGCACGAUCUGACAUCUUUAUUCAUAAAUAGCCCCCAUUCACAUCUCUCUGACGUUCAUCGACCCUCUGACGAAACCUGCUCUUAUAAGAUUCACAGUAAGUUUGGCUCACUCUGAAAUGUGCUGUAGUGUGCUCUCCUGAGGCGACAGUUGGGCUCUUUUUGCACUGUUGGUGGCAGUUAAGUGGCUGGUGGCUGAUUCACAAAGGUCUCUUUUCCUUAGGUCUCAAUGUAUUUCGGUUCUUUAGAGAUACAACGACUUUAGCAGAGAGAAGAUGAACAUCCAUGUGGAGGGGUUGGUGGCGAUUGUCAUCUUCUACCUGCUGAUCCUUGUAGUGGGAAUCUGGGCAGCAUGGAAAAACAAGAAUUCCGGAGUGGUGGAGGGAACUGAUCGCAGUGAGACUAUUAUGGUCGGCGGAAGGGAUAUUGGAUUAUUUGUCGGCGCAUUUACCAUGACCGCGACUUGGGUCGGAGGGGGUUAUAUCAACGGCACAGCAGAGAAUGUGUAUCUUCCCGGGUACGGCUUGGCUUGGGCACAGGCUCCCUUUGGAUACGCGCUCAGCCUUGUCGUGGGUGGCCUUUUCUUUGCUAAACCCAUGCGCUCCCGGGGUUACGUCACCAUGCUUGACCCCUUCCAGCAACUGUAUGGAAAAAGGAUGGGUGGUCUGCUAUUCAUCCCUGCUCUAAUGGGGGAAAUGUUCUGGUCAGCCGCCAUCUUAUCUGCCCUUGGGGCCACACUAAGUGUGAUCAUUGACAUCGACAUCAAUAUGUCUGUGAUUAUUUCGGCUCUUAUUGCCAUUUUCUACACGCUGGUGGGAGGACUCUACUCAGUGGCCUACACUGAUGUUGUCCAGCUCUUCUGCAUUUUUUUAGGACUGUGGGUGAGCGUCCCUUUUGCACUCUCAAACCCAGCUGUGUCUGACAUCGGAGUGACAGCAGUGAAGCAGCUCCAUGCUAAUCAGACUGCAUGGCUUGGGAAGAUAGAAAGCCCUGACAAAUGGAUGUGGGCUGACAACUUCUGCCUUCUGAUGUUGGGGGGGAUUCCCUGGCAGGUGUAUUUUCAAAGGGUUCUUUCUGCCUCUUCAGCUACCUAUGCUCAAGUCCUCUCAUUCCUGGCUGCCUUUGGAUGUAUCAUCAUGGCUAUUCCCUCCGUCCUGAUUGGAGCAAUAGGGGCUUCCACAGAUUGGAACAUGACAACCUACGGGCCAAUUCCUCCCAUGCAGAGGGACCAGUCCGACAUGAUCUUACCAAUCGUGCUACAGCACCUGUGCCCAGCCUAUAUCUCCUUUUUUGGUCUGGGGGCAGUUUCUGCUGCAGUGAUGUCAUCCGCUGACUCAUCCAUCCUAUCGGCCAGCUCCAUGUUCGCUAGGAACAUCUACCAGCUCGCUUUCCGGCAAUCGGCUUCCGACCGUGAGAUUGUGUGGGUCAUGCGGAUCACUAUUUUUGUGUUCGGGGCUCUUGCGACGGCAAUGGCUCUCCUGACUGGGACUGUCUACGGUUUAUGGUACCUAAGCUCUGACCUUGUCUACGUCAUCAUCUUCCCCCAACUCAUCUGUGUUCUUUUUGUCCGUGGCACGAACACCUAUGGCGCGGUGGCUGGAUACGUUUUUGGAAUGAUCCUGCGCAUUGGCGGAGGGGAACCUUAUCUCAAACUGCCUCCCUUCAUCUACUACCCUGGGUGGACCAUUGAGGAGAAGGUCCAUCAUGUGACCAAUGAGGUGGAAUACCUGGUGUUGCAAAGGUUUCCCUUUAAGACAGUUUCCAUGCUGGCCUCGUUCCUAAGCAACAUAGCCGUCUCACACCUGUUUAAGUACCUGUUUGAGAGUGGCACUUUGUCAGCUAAAUAUGAUUUCUUGGAUGCAGUUGUGGCCAAGCACAGUGCUGAAAUAAUGGACAAGACCACACUGGUGAACAAGAACAUCAUUGGACUGAAUGAAAUGGCCCCAGUCAAGCCAAGACUUAGUGUUACUUUAGCAGCUACCUUCUCCAGGAAAGAAACCCUGACCGAAGAGGAAGACUCCAGCCCGGAGUCACCAAGCCAUGAGAUCAAGUAGAGGCUUUAUGCCUGAUCCUGAGACUCUCUAGUGGCUCCAUAAUGUGAAGAACGGUGCUUCACUCAAUAAGUAAAGAAAUAUCAGAUUUUAAUUACAUAAUUAAUUCACUCCACACCAUUUUCUGGAAUUUCCAUCACUUCUUUCAGAAGGGAACUGGAUAGCAACUGAAACUCUAUUGAAAAUGGCAAAGAGAGAAGAAAACAGCAGAGAUUCGUGUGGUUUGAGUAAUAUUAGGAAAAAAACUGACUUGGUGUUACUUACCUUGAGAAGCUCUUCGACUCCUGUUGGUAUGUACAAUCCUUAGUGACUCUCCUUUCCCUUCUAAAGAAAAUGUUGAGAUACUGUGAUAAUCCUGGAGAAAUAGUAAUAUUAAAGGGACUGUUCACCCAAAAAUGUUCUGUCAUCAUUUACUCAACCUCAUGUGGUCAUACAAUUAAAGUCAGUGGGCUGUUUUGGACCCUAUUGACUUUUGUAUGGGGAAAAAAAGCAGUUCUUCAAAGUAUCUUUUUUGUGUUCUAGCAUUGAAAAUGAUGACAAAAUUUUCAUUUUUGGGAGAAAUAUUCCUUUAAUUCCACUGAAUCUGUACACAAAUCAGUCCAGAUUUUAAAAAAAGAAAGAAAAUGUAACAGUGAUUAUAAUAUAUCAAAUUAUAGCUAUAUAUGAAUAGAUAAUAGGUGUAAGUUCAUGCGUCAUGCCAUUAUGUACGUCAACCUCCCAUGAUAGAUAUUAGUACAGAUUAUCCUAUCGUCCUAUCAUAAAAAUCAAAUGUAGCUAAACAGUUAUAUGCUGUUCCAUAAAUACGUAAUUAUAUAACAAGUGAUGUGCUUCCCAUCUACAGAAUACCUUUAACAACUGUGACAUAAGUGCACAUGUGGCAAAUGUAUUUUUCAUGUUCAUAGUGCAAUAUUAAGGUGAACAGGAAAACAAAGAACAUGGAAAUAUAUAUAUAAUCUUAAAUCGCCUUAAUUAGCUACAGUACAUUGAUUAAAUGGGGGUGAUUGGACAUUAUGCAAACCCGGUUGGUCACUUUGUUGUACUUGAAAAUGAAUGUAGCUGCAAAUGAUUUACCAGAUGUAAUAAUAACCUCUUCGGGUCUGUGAUGUGUUAUAUUUUGUGAUUUGAUGUCAAAAGAAGUCAUUGUACCUGGUUCCAGGAUGAGCCAGCUGCUGUGUUAUUUUGUUGGCUUUAGCAAUACAGAAAUUUGUGUGAUGUGUGUAUUUAUAUUUCAAUGAAUAUAACUGUCCAGUAUUCCACUAAUGUAAAGUAUCACUUUACUGUUCUAUAUAUAAGUACAUAUAUAUUUAUUUGGAUUGGUUGGAGCCAGCUACACAAAUCUAUAUUUAUUUAUUUAUUAAUUGUGGCCUACAGAUUAAACAUAGGAUUGUUAAAAGAUAAUAAAUUUUAUUGUUAAGAC
Ctenopharyngodon idella (grass carp) is the source of this 3699-nucleotide messenger RNA. It is a transcript of the gene slc5a7a, whose product is annotated as solute carrier family 5 member 7a. Bases 507 to 2285 code for a protein of 592 amino acids. Gene Ontology annotation, molecular function: choline:sodium symporter activity. The transcript is spliced from 9 exons. Gene Ontology annotation, biological process: choline transport; transmembrane transport; acetylcholine biosynthetic process. The record is from RefSeq and is a predicted model, not a curated record. NCBI's taxonomy places the organism in Eukaryota, Metazoa, Chordata, Actinopteri, Cypriniformes, Xenocyprididae. Gene Ontology annotation, cellular component: perikaryon; plasma membrane; dendrite.